Suillus subalutaceus is the source of this 1660-nucleotide messenger RNA. Its product is annotated as ribonuclease H-like domain-containing protein. Gene Ontology annotation, molecular function: 3'-5' exonuclease activity; nucleic acid binding. Gene Ontology annotation, cellular component: cytoplasm; nucleus. The transcript is spliced from 4 exons. Bases 202 to 1245 code for a protein of 347 amino acids. NCBI's taxonomy places the organism in Eukaryota, Fungi, Basidiomycota, Agaricomycetes, Boletales, Suillaceae. Gene Ontology annotation, biological process: nucleobase-containing compound metabolic process. The record is from RefSeq and is a predicted model, not a curated record.
AUCUUAUUGCCAAGGUCCGCCCCUCGGAACUUUGAUAGACUCAGUGUUUUUCAUAACUCCAAACACAGGAACAUACGUACAAUUAGAUUUGGUAAUCUCGGCACUAAUAAGAGUCUUAUCAAAGGAAACCGCUUAGCGCUUUCGUACCCACCUGCAUCGAGCUUCAUUCCUGCAACACCUCAUAAUAUAUUAUAGGCUAUAAUGUCUGGCACUGCGGAAGGCUCUGUCAAAACCGCAGUCUUACGUCCAGAACUUCCGCACUACUCCUGGCGCGAUCAAAGCCCUGCUCCUACCCGGAUUCGAUACAUCACAAAUCACCUGGAAGCAAAUUCCGAGUUGUCUCGGUUGGCCAUAGGACCUCUUGGUUUUGACCUAGAAUGGCGCCCCAACUACAGGAAGGGUGGGAGCGAGAACCCCGUAGCGCUCGUUCAGCUCGCUGGUUUCGACACCAUAUUACUCCUACAAAUAAGCGCCAUGUCAGAAUUCCCAUUGAAAUUGAAGGAAGUGCUUUGGGAUCCAUUGCGAGUAAAGGCUGGCGUUAGCAUCCAACGCGAUUGCCAAAAGUUGUAUCGGGAUUGGGGCGUUUCAACACGCAACUGCGUAGAGCUAGCUCUUCUUGCUCGUUCGGUCGAUAACGCCCGAUGGAAGGGAAAGUACACCAACCCACUUGGGCUAUCUCGCCUUCUUGAGACCUACGUGGGUUUCUCUUUGGCGAAGGGAAAGGUACAACGCAGCAAUUGGGAGCUCCGUCUUUCUUCGACGCAGCAAGACUAUGCAGCCAACGACGCGCGUGCUGGGUAUGCUAUCUAUACUCGAUUGAUCGCCUUGGCUCGAGAGAUGCCCAAUGCAGACACAUAUUACUAUUCCCUCAGUGUCGUGAAUGGCUUCGUGCUAGAUCACCUUGGGAUUUCUCAGUGGAUUCCCCACAACCCUUAUUACGAUCCAGGCCCACCGCCUCCGCCAAAAGAACCGAAGGAACUGAAAGAGAGAAAGAAAACACCCAGAGCACCAACAUCGAGUGCUGUCAGUCAAGCCACAGCCUCGUCCGGAUCCUCUUUCCAGGACGGUACCAGUAUGAGAAAUGACGGACAGGGUCCUCUGCUUGCCAGUGUCCCCGUUGCCCCUGCCGUGAACUCACGAGCAGGGACUUUCCAUCGAAUUCCUCGUAAUCGCCCUACUUCCACCCAACGGCCUCAGAAUCAUAAUUAUGACCCUGCACAAUAUUCUGUUACUAUGCGCAUCUAGUAGCAUGGACAUCAGGCAGGAGCACGACAUGAUUCACACCAAAAUGCCAGGAAAGGAACUACCCUUCCCAUCAUGGUCUUCGGAUUACAAUUUUUUGCGAACAUUGCAGAAUAGCACUGGCUGUUACUCAGUCUGGCUAGUGGGCGUGAGCCGCUGGUUCUUUUGGACCCACAUGUAAUGACUGCUAUCCUCGUGAAGUAUCUAGUUUCGGAUCUGCUUAACCUUAUCAUAACCGCUUGAAAGGUCAUGCGCCAAUUGGUUACACAACAUUUAUCUACUUUCAUUACAAUUCAAUGUCACAGUCGUGUAAUUAAACUGGUGUACAUUGUCAUUUUAAGCCAACUCCUGGGACUUACUUCUGGCACGCUAGAUUACAUAUAUUGCGUUUCAAAUUCUCAAAUGUUUCUUUUAUGAA